This is a messenger RNA of Plutella xylostella (diamondback moth), 3745 nucleotides long. RefSeq names its product Semaphorin 2a (gene Sema2a). NCBI's taxonomy places the organism in Eukaryota, Metazoa, Arthropoda, Insecta, Lepidoptera, Plutellidae. Gene Ontology annotation, cellular component: plasma membrane. Gene Ontology annotation, biological process: semaphorin-plexin signaling pathway; neural crest cell migration; positive regulation of cell migration. Gene Ontology annotation, molecular function: chemorepellent activity; semaphorin receptor binding. The record is from RefSeq and is a predicted model, not a curated record.
CGGGUUUGGUUGUGUGUGCACGCUGUAGAGGCGCGACAUAGCUUUGCCGUCUCCGUGACUUAAAAAGUUUUGUAUGAAAUGGGCCCAACGAGCUAGUUGAGCGCCGGCCGGCACGCGGGAUGGACGUGUGCGGAUCUCUCGCGUUUAACUAUGUCGUACUUCGACUAUCUCUGCUAAACUUAAUUAUUGAAAACUAGGUAUAUGUUUUAAAAGUGUUAUGAAGCAUUUCUGUACGAACUUUGGAUACUUUUGAUGCGAAUGACAGUGUUGUUUCCUAUAUUUGGAGCGGAGUGUUGUUGGAUUUUUUGUGGAACGUGUUGGUUCAACGGACUACAGAGGAGAUAAAUAUCAUGUCAACAAACGUUUUGAAUUGAACUGUAACCGAGUUUUAAGUGGCCCAGUUGUGAACUUUUAAGGACUUGAUCAUGUACAGGAGUUUGAGGACUAUGGGGGCAGUGACCUUGGUGGUCCGGUGGUGUCUGAUGCUGCUGGUGGGUGUGGGGUUCCAGGCCCACUCACAGGCGAUCUCGCCACCCUCGGAAGUGGACAGUUCAUACAACUUCUACUAUGAGCAGCCCUGCUGUAACGGACCCACGAUCAAAAGUAAAUACCACGUGCGGCAUAGAAGAGAUCAUGUUCGCGAGUUCACGUGCGGCACCCUGUACUACAGGACGUUCUUCAUGGACUCAAAACGGGACGCCCUGUAUGUCGGAGCCAUGGACCGGUUAUAUAGACUGAACAUGAACAACAUCUCCUCAUCACAUUGUGAGCGGGACGCCAUCAACUUGGAACCUAGCAACGUGGCGCAGUGCGUCUCCAAGGGAAAAUCAGAGCACUUCGACUGCCGCAACCACAUCCGCGUGAUCCAGCCGAUGGGCGAGGAGCGCUCGCGCCUCUACGUGUGCGGCACCAACGCGCACAGCCCCAAGGACUGGGUGCUCUAUUCGAACUUGACUCACCUGUCGCGGCGGGAGUACGUGCACGGCAUCGGCAUGGGCGUGGCGAAGUGUCCGUACGACCCGGCGGACAACUCCACGGCGCUGUGGGUGGAGAGCGGGAACCCUGGGGGACUCCCCGCCCUGUACUCUGGAACCAAUGCCGAGUUCACCAAGGCUGACGCUGUCAUCUUUAGGACGGACCUUCAUAAUGUUACCAGCGGCAGGACGGCGUACAAGUUUAAGAGGACCCUGAAGUAUGACUCCAAGUGGCUUGACAAACCGAACUUCGUGGGUUCCUUCGACGUGGGCGACUAUGUGCUCUUCUUCUUCCGCGAGACAGCCGUCGAGUACAUCAACUGCGGCAAAGCGGUGUACUCCCGCGUGGCCCGGGUCUGCAAGCGGGACACCGGCGGCAAGAACAUCCUCAGCCAGAACUGGGCCACCUACCUGAAGGCCCGGCUCAACUGCUCCAUCCCCGGAGAGUUCCCCUUCUACUUUAAUGAGAUACAGAGCAUAUACAAAGUGCCAGGCGACGACACCCGCUUCUACGGGGUGUUCACGACGGCGUCCACCGGGCUGAUGGGCUCAGCGAUCUGCAUCUUCACCAUCGCGGACAUCCAGAAGGCCUUCGAGGGCAAGUUCAAGGAGCAGGCCACGUCCAGCUCCGCCUGGCUGCCCGUCAUCAGCUCCAAGGUCCCGGAGCCGAGGCCCGGCACGUGUGUCAAUGAUACGUCGUCGCUACCCGAUACUGUGCUCAAUUUUAUCAGAUCGCACCCGCUGAUGGACACGGCGGUGUCGCACGAGAACGAGAAGCCGAUCUACUACAAGCGCGACCUGUUCUUCACGCGGCUCGUGGUGGACCGGGUCAAGGUCGAGGUCAUGGGCCACAUGGGCCAGCUCGAGUACACCGUGUACUACGCCGGGACGAACGAGGGUAAAAUCCACAAAAUUGUACAGUGGACCCGCAACGGGGAUAGUCAGUCUGCCUUGCUGGAUAUAUUCGACGUGACCCCGGGAGAACCAAUUCAGGCGAUGUCUCUGUCGCGCGCGCACGGCUCGCUCUACGCGUCGUCGGACCGGCGCGUGCUGCAGCUGCGGCUGGCGCUGUGUGCGCGUCGCUAUGACGCGUGCGUGCGCUGCGCCCGAGACCCGUACUGCGGGUGGGAUCGUGACGCCGGGGUUUGCCGCGAGUAUGUGCCUGGCUUAAUCCAAGACGUGGCGAACGAAACAGCGGACAUCUGCGACUCAUCCAUCGCGCGCAAGUCCGUGGCGGCCACGUGGGGGCAGAGCCUGCACCUCGGCAGCUUCGUCAAGAUGCCCGAGGUGCUGCAGCCGCGGGCGGUGACCUGGUACCACUACUCAAGGGAGAAGGGGCGGCAUCCGAUCACGUUUACUCGACCGGAGAAGUACAUUGAGACGUCGGAACACGGACUGUUGAUCAUUUCUGUGAGCGAAGCGGACGCGGGGCGAUACGACUGCUGGCUGGGAGGGUCCCUGUUGUGCUCUUACAACAUCACUGUUGACACUCAUCGAUGCUCACCGCCGGAGAAGAGCAACGAAUACCAGAAGAUCUACUCUAACUGGUGCCACGAAUUCGAAAAGUAUAAGACAGCCAUGAAAACGUGGGAACGGAAGCAGGAUCAAUGCUCGAGACAAAACGACUCGAAUCAGAACGCGCACCCAAACGAGAUCGUGUGAUAGCUUCUAAACAUCGCCUAUCUCAUGUUCCAGUCAGUGAACUACUACGCCGGCGCCGUGCCCGUGCCGUACCUCACGGCCGGCCUCAGAUACUUCAACAUAUUCUCAUGAGACCAUCCACGAUAUACUCCGCUCCACAGAUACCUCUAGCGACUCCAUAGGUGUCGAGAUCCCGCUCAAGUACUAGUGAUUUAACCAGGUGCAACGCCAUCUAGUUAAAAAAUUUAAAAACAGUUUAACAGUGCAGUGAAUUUACUGUUCCCGUAAGGAUUGGAACAUGAGAGAAGGUGAUUGGUUAAAAUAAUUGGACUAAAAUUUCUACGGAUUUUUAAUAAAUAAUUUGAAAUUUAAAGGAAUGGUUAAUGAAAAGUUAUGGAUUGCUUGUUGGAAAUGUAAAAAGAGAUAUAGAAAUUGAAUUUUCGUAUAGUAUUGUAAGUACGCUUUGUUCGUUGGGUAAGAGUGUAGGAAAAUAAUUGUUAGACUUGUUUUUGUACGAGUUAAAUUCCUAAAUCAUGCAUUUAAGUACAUUUAUACUUGCCAUUAUUAUAAAUUUAUAUUUUGCCCCAUGUUUAAAGAGUAUUAGUAGUUAAUGACACCCGUGUUUUGUUUAUAAGUUAUUAUCAAAAAUUUUGUGUUCGUGCAAUGCGUCUUGAUUAAUUAAUAUAAAUUAAAUACAUGUUAAACGAUCAAGACUCAAUGAGCGCACUAAAAUGUUUCAAGUAUAGAAGUUAUAGAUAUUGCCGUGUGUUUGUAGAGUGCGCGGCAGUAAUUUGGAAUCUCUGAGGGUUGUGGGAGGGUACUCCUCAUUAUUUUCCCCCUAUCUGUGUAAAUAGUUACCUAAUUUCAUUCGACUGUACCUAUAAAUGUAAGUGUACGUACUUUUAGUAUGCACGUCCCUAAUCAUAAAAAACGAUAUUAUAAUUUAAGCCUGUGAUAUAUUAAGAGAACUCAUUUAGGAAAAUGUAAUUUUUAAUCUAAUGAUCGGAACGUUUUAAAUCAUAAUAAUCAUUGUGUCCAUCUUCGUAAUUGCCAUAUUUAUUUCCAUUCAAAAUAAAAUAACAAGGUGACAUAUCUUUCCUUCAAGUUGAACCGUGAAGAUGUAAUAAACU